AUGGCAUUGGUCGACUACCCGUCCUCCGACUCGGGCUCUGGCCCCGAGUCUGGCCCCGAGUCUGGCCCCGAGUCCGAGUCUGAACCGGGACACCAGGCAACAGCCCUGCCGCCCUUGCCUCCCGAGUUCCACGAUCUGUACGCCUCCACCGUGCGAGCCGCAACCGCGGACCUGCCCAGCCUGCACCAGGGCAGGAGGCGCACCAUCCCCCACAAGGACGGCAGCUGGCCCAGCCACAUCUACCUUGAGUGGCACCCCUCCUCCUCACAGCACCAGCUCCUGCAGUCGCUCCUCGACGCCCUCGCCCGGGAGCUUGCCCACCUGCUCCCCCGACACGGCCUGGCCGGCCUCCUGACCUCGGAGCUCGGCGCCCCCUUGCCCCUGCACGUCAGCCUGUCCCGCCCCUUCGUCCUGCCCACACUCGACAGGGACCCCUUCCUCGACCGCCUCGUCCGAGACACCCCGCGGUCCAACGUGCCCGCCUUUGCCCUGGUCUGUUACGACCUGGCUUGGCACCGCAGCCCGGACUCGGAGCGCUCCUUUCUUGUCCUGCGCGUGCGCGGCCCGGGCGGGUCCAACCGCGAGCUAUCCGCCCUGCUGUGCACCUACAAUCGCCUCGUCGCAUCCUACGGCCAGCCGGAGCUCUACGCCCCCCGGGCUUCCGCCCACGGCCCAAGCAACCCACCCGCCGAUGCCUUCCACGUUUCCAUCGCCUGGUCGUUUGCCGCCCCGACGCCUGAGCUGACCCGGAGGACCGCCGACGUCUUCUCGCGCCCCGAGUUCCGCCACGCCAUCCUUUCGCAGAUCAGCAUCCCGGUCGACGGCGUCAAGGUCAAGAUCGGGAACAUUGUAAACAACGUUGCCCUGCGAGAACCUGCGAGCACGGGCGGCCGCGGGAGCGGGAGUGGGGGCGGGAGUGGUAGUGGCGGGGGGCUUUUCUGUAUCUGA
Molecule: messenger RNA, 948 nt
Organism: Diaporthe batatas
Lineage: Eukaryota; Fungi; Ascomycota; Sordariomycetes; Diaporthales; Diaporthaceae
Exons: 1
Coding region: 1-948 (315 amino acids)
Biological process (GO): U6 snRNA 3'-end processing
Cellular component (GO): nucleus
Molecular function (GO): 3'-5'-RNA exonuclease activity
Source: RefSeq, a predicted model, not a curated record